Messenger RNA from Physella acuta, 2760 nucleotides. Its product is annotated as protein phosphatase 1 regulatory subunit 16A. Gene Ontology annotation, molecular function: enzyme inhibitor activity; myosin phosphatase regulator activity; protein binding. NCBI's taxonomy places the organism in Eukaryota, Metazoa, Mollusca, Gastropoda, Physidae. The record is from RefSeq and is a predicted model, not a curated record. Gene Ontology annotation, cellular component: cytoplasm.
AACACACUUUUAGGAGUCGGACGUAAAUUAAAGAUUCGCAGGAUUAUACUACACACUGGGGAUUAAAAAACGCCGUGCAGUGCUUGUUUAUAACAUCAGUAAGCAAUUGGCAUAGAGCUCUAUUUAAUCUACCAUCCAGUAUGGCUUCAGAUGAAUUAGAAGCAUCUUAUUCUUUACUCAUUCUGCAUCAAACUAUGGAUAUGUGGUCAUUGCAAAACUAUUUCCAGAUCAUCUGUUAAAGGUGGAAACAUUUUCUGCUUUAAAUAUUACAGGAUAGACAAACUGGCCUUCAUGAUAAUAAUUUAAAACAAACAUGGAACAUUUUAAAGUAAAUUAAGUCAUCCUGUAAUAAGUAUUACACAAAAGUUGUGUUGUUUAUUUGUGUGGACUUGGUUUUUAGUUUUUGAGCAUAAGACAGGCAAUUUACUCCUGUUUUUGUUACUCAUACAAAAAAACCUCAGUGUUGUGAUUUUGCUGUUGCAUUAACAAAACAUGGCCAUGGAACACUACGAACUUGUCCAAGAGAUGCCAUCCAUAGAGCGGAUGACAACUCAGGACAGGUUGAAGCAUGCCCGUAAAAGAAGAUCCCAGCAGUUAAAAAAAUGGGCCCAGUAUGAGAAGCAGUUAGAAAAGGAGAGCACAAAAAAGAAGAAAAAGGAACCACAACAAGACUCUAUGAAAAGAAACAAAAGACGGAAAACAGACAGAGUACAAUUUGUAGCUAACAUUGCCCUCCUAGAGUCUGCUGCCAGAAAUGACUUGGAAGAAGUUCGCCGUCUGUUGGAGAACAAAGUCAGCCCAGACGUGACGAAUGAAGAUGGCCUUACUGCAUUGCAUCAGUGCUGUAUUGAUGACAAUGAAGAAAUGUUGAAACUCCUGCUAGAAUUCGGUGCUAAUGUAAAUGCCUGUGAUAGUGAAAUGUGGACACCACUUCAUGCAGCGGCCACUUGUGGCCAUGUAACCUUAUGUAAACACCUUAUAGAGAGAGGAGCUGAGCUGUUGGCAGUUAAUGCAGAUGGAAACAUGCCCUAUGAUAUUUGUGAAGAUGAAAUCACUUUAGACUAUAUAGAAACAGAAAUGGCUAAAAGAGGAAUCACACAAGAACAAAUCGACACAACAAGGUUAACCACUGAAAGACAAAUGUUAAAUGACCUGAAGGAACUUGUGGCAAGUGGAGGGGAUCUAGAAUUUAAGGAUGCUGUGGGAGCCACUAUGCUUCACAUAGCAGCUGCCAAUGGAUUCUUAGAUGCCGUAGAGUUUUUGUUGGACCAUCAUGUCAGUGUAGAUGCCAGAGAUAAUGAAUCGUGGCAGCCUAUACAUGCUGCAGCAUACUGGGGGCAGCUGGACAUACUGGAAUUGCUUGUUCAGAAUGGUGCAGACUUAGAUGCAAAAACUAAAACUGGGGAAACUCCAUUUGAUUUAAGUGAAGAUCCAGAUAUUAAACAAAGGAUAUUGGAUUUAAAAGAUGAAAUUGAAACCAACAAAGCCAGCAGAUUGCGCCCAGGAUCCUCCAGAAAGCACAAACAUAACUCUAGAAACUCAACUGCUCACCAUCAUCAGGACUCUGUGUAUAGUUCAAAUACAUCUCUCAACUCCAAAUCUACCAGUGCAUCAAUGAGACGUAGCUCUCUGCGUGGAGAGAAAAGUAAUUUAUUCAAAAAGGAGGCUCAGGAAGAAGCUUUGCAUUUUGGGCUUCGUCUUAUGCAAGAUGAAGAAGAGUUGCCAGUUUUAACUGAAGAGAGAGAAACUUUACCAGCAUCAAACAUUGAUGAUAUUGCUGUGUCUAUUGAUGACCAUGACAACAUUGAGCAACCUUCUCCAGCACCCCGUCACAGAUCUGACCCUAGAAUGAAUCCAGGCAACAGCUUAGGUCGCACCUCUGCUGACAAACUUCCUGGUGGUAACAAUGCUGCCAAACCAACUGCAGCAGGGAGAUCACCACCAUCUGUUUCAUAUUCUAACGACAUGAGGAGACAAUAUAGUGACGUACGAGAACCUGUUCAAAUGGACCCUCAGAAAGAGGCGCUUGAAGCCCAACUUCAGAGUAUGUUUUUAGCUAGUGUUCCCAAUCGUCAAGCUCGAAGUACAUCUGUGACAUCUGUUACACCACCCCAACUUCAGUUCUACCCACCUCCUAUGAUGGAAAAAGCCAAAAAUGGUCACAACAAUAACAACAAUACUGCUCUAAGCACUGCCUCUACCAACAGUACACCACAGUCCAGUUUUAGAGAUGGCCAGUUGCGUAGAUUUGUUGCACCAACCAAUGCCCCUAUAGUGGGGGGUGAUGAGGAUGAGAAACAAAAGUGCUGUGUUAUUUUAUGAUACAACUGUUUGCAUCAGUUCAUUGCUUCCAAUUUGAAGCAAUUUUUUUUCAAGUAUACAAAUCUUUACCAGAAGGAAAAUCUUUAAUGAAUAAUUAAGAUUUUCUAUACUUAAUUAUUUUCUUUCUGGGCUUAUCCCUUUGUCAGUUAUUUUAAUUUAAUUUAAUGCUAAGUUUGAAAUUCUUCUGAUAAGACAUUUACAAAAGCUCUCUUGCAUCAGAAAAAUAUCUAUAUAUAUAAUUCUCUUCUGGGAUCAGUUAGAAAACAAGCUGCAAGCGCCUCCUUGCAGUCCCCUCUCUUUCUCUCUAUCACUAUCACUACCACCCCCACCCCACCCCCACAUGAUCUGGUGAGCGGUGUUCACUCUGUUUACAUUUUACAAUCAUAGAGACGGGUUUGGUGACGGCUAUUAGGGGCAGAUAAUUUAGUUUGAAACGAU